GAAUAUCGAAUAUUGGGCCAACUUCACAUGCGUUUGAAUAUCGAACCUGAAUAUUAAACCAACUUCACAGUUUGAAUAUCGAAUAUCGAAUAUCAAACCAAAUUUCGAAGGAGUCGAGCAUGCGAGGCGAAGUUUAAUCUGAGCCUAAAACCAGCACGAAAAGUUCCAUGAAACGUGUCGGUUUGUAGACUAAACCAAUUGUAUGAUCUGAAGGUUAAGGUCGAGUUAUUGAAGUCAAUACUACCGGUACUUGAUUUGUUGUUAAAUUCACCUCUUAAUUACAUUCACAGCGGCCUGUGUUUGCCACAAAUGCGCAGUGUCGUUGGAGUCAGUAAUCAGCGGAACAGCCGAUCAGAAAGGGCCUGAACCGUCGGGACAGAGGGGGAGUCAGCUCAGGGACUGGUACUUACAAAGCUUCGUGGCGUGUCGCGUCGGUCAAAUUUUGGGUGAUCUUUGGCGGUCUUCUCAGCAAUGAUCCUUCAACGAGUUUUGUAUUCACUUGCCCUGGUGGGGAUAUUUCAUUUGGUCACCGGGAGGCGCUCUUCUACCGGGAGCAGUAAAGUAGAUUCUUCUGAUCCAGCUGAACUGUGGCCUGGACACCUUGAACCGUUAGGAGCAAAGGCUGUCCAAAGACCUUUACCUGUUAUAGAAGGUUUCCUGUCUCCAAAGACAUUCUAUGUGGACCAUGUCUUGGGAUCAUUGCCAGUGGUCUUCCGAAACGGGGCCAAACUAUCUCCUGCCUUCAAGUCCUGGUCCGACACUAACCUGAGACUCAGACCAGAGGCUGAGACGACCAUCAUUGAUGUGGAGAUAAGGAAGAAAGAGGAUCGGAAGCAGCCUACCCAACGGAUGAAGUUUACAGAGUUCCUGGAGCGAUAUCAGACAGAGGAUGAGUAUAUGGUGGAUACAUUGCCCAAGUUCCUCAGGAGAGAUGUUGUUAUUCCUCCACCUCUGGUUUGUGAUGAAAUACUACAAAGAAUAUCAGAUGUGGUUAUGUGGUUCAGCAGCGGUGGUACCAAGUCUCAUGUUCACAAUGAUGAUACAGACAACAUCAACUGCCUAUUCAGUGGUCAGAAAGAUAUCCUCUUCCUUAACUACACACAGUAUCGCCAUCAGUUUCACCUUGAUCAUCCUGAUGGAAGUUAUUCCAGUGUUGAUGUGGACAGUGUAGACAUGAUCAAAUAUCCUGGAUUGAGGAAUGUUGAAUUCUACAAAGCAAAGCUAUUUCCAGGUGAUUGCAUCUAUAUUCCUUAUAAAUGGAUUCAUCAGGUGAACUCAAUCGGCCGUAAUAUUGCGGUCAAUGUUUGGUUUGACCAUUCCUGUGAGACCGUCCCUAGUCCAGAGGUCUGUGGACCCACUGACCGGAGGUUGACCAUAGCGGAUGUAGAGCUGGAUGUAGAGAGACCAUUGGGAUUUGAAGAAGACUUUGAAGAGGAUCAACCUUCAGCAGUCGAGAUGUUAAUUGACACUCUGAAAGAUGAGGAGAUACCUUUAUUUACUCAACAAGAUUUUACUGCUCUAUUACAGAAGAAAUUAACAAUGUUAAGUGAUCUGAGAUGGAAUGAAGAGUGCGAUGAGCUCUCAAAAGAAGCAUUUGAAUUAUUGGACUUGACAGACGAUGGCUUACUAGAUAAAGAGGAUCUUUCAAAACUGCAAGAUACGGAUGAGAUAUACACUUUCCAGUUAGAAUCCAAACUAUUUAUGCUUUCCGACAUUGCACAUGAACAGGAGGUACAAGAGAGGCUGAGAAAGAUGGAAAAGACAAAGAAGCCGCCAUUAUUAGACGAUCCAAACGUUUUUAUCCAGCAAGUAGAACCUCUCAAUCUAGAUGACAUUGAUUGGGGAGAUGAUGGAAAGAAAAUGGAUGAAAAGAAAACAGAUCAAACAAGGGAAGACAAGAAAGCGGAAGAUAUGCCAAAGGAGGAAGAGUUGGCUGAUCAUGGAGUCGAAAAUCCAGAAGAUAUUAAUGAUGAUUCAGGCGUGAGUGUGAAAGUUGAACUUUAGGUAUUGACAAUGUUAAAGUCAAGUCCACCCCAGGAAAAUGCUGACUUGAAUAAAUAGAGAAAAAUCAAACUAGCAUAGUGCUGAAAAUUUCAUCAAAAUCAGAUGUAAAAUAAGAAAGUUAUGACCUGUUAAAGUUUCGCUUAUUUGUCACAAAACAGUGAUAUGCACAACUUGGUGAGUCGGUCGAUGAUGUCCAUCACUCACUAUAUCUUUUGUUUUUUAUUGUUUGAAUUAUACAAUAUUUCAUUUUUUAUAGAUUUGACUACAAGGACUAAUUUGACUGAACCAUAUAGUAUUAAACACUGCUAAUUCCACAUAUUCAGGGAGGAAUUAAUCGUUGUAUCAUUUGACAAUGAGGAGAAAAUUAGAAUACUUCACAUAAUAAAAUACAAAAGAAAAAGCAAGUGGAUGACGUCAUAGUCUCCUCAUUUGCAUAUCAGCCAGGAUGUGCAUACAACUGUUUUGUGAAAUUAAGCGAAGAUCUAAAAUGUCAUAACUUCCUUAUUUUACCUCCAAUUUUGAUGAAUUUUUCAGUGUUAUGCUCGUUGGAUUUUUCUCUUUUUAUUCAAAUUAACUUUUUGUUGGGGUGUACUUGUCCUUUAAAGACCCACUGAUGUAUGGUAUCUGGAUGAAACCAACUCAAAACUAAGGAUAAAAUGGCAAAUAUCUUCAAUUAUGUACAAAAUCAUGAAGCUAUUCAGAAAGGUAUGCAAUACUUACCAACAACUAGAGCGUUGCAAGCCAAGUGGGUUUCCCAAUGAUUAUCACACUUGCUAAAGUUGAAAUACAUGUCUGAUUCUGAACAUCCAUACUGUUAUCGUAAAUCAUGACUUUUAUUUGUUAUUCAAAGCUGAACAAAAGAACACCGGUGUAUAUGUACAAAUGUGAAACAUAAUGUGCAUUGUAUAUUAAUUGCCACUAUUUUAGUUGAGAUUAGGGAUUUUUUUGAUGUGCAUCUUGACAAAAUAGACUGCUACAUAUUCAUCUCAAGGCAUUGCACAUGUGCCAUGUUGUCUCACUUGUUCAUUUUCAAAAUCAGGACAGUAAAAAUUUUGAUUCUUACGUUGUCCCAAAUGUAGGACAAGGUGCACAUGUAUCAUUGGUAAAGGUACAAGUGGCUUUAUGAACAACCUUAUAAAACAUCUCUAGGGUGUAUGUUUCAUUAAGCUUUUCAUAAGCUACGAGCCACUUAAUAAGGGACUGGUGACCCUUUCUGAGGAGAUAAAUCAACACCAAUGAGAAUUGGUGGGGACGUCUUCAACUCUUGGUCUAAUGGUUAAGACUCUCGUUUUCGAUUCCCAGCCAUGGCAUGUUUUUCUUCAGCAAGAAGUUUACCCACAUUGUGCUGCACUCAACCCAGGUGAGGUAAAUGGGUACCAGCAGGAAAUAAUUCCUCAAAAAGCUGUGAGCACCGGAAUAGGUAGACUAGCUUAGCCAGGGUAAUAUAGGAGUGCCUUGAGCACCUAACAAGGUGGAUAUGUGCGCUAUAUAAAUCCUAAUUAUUAUUGUUUUAUAUUGUUAACCGCAAGAAAGGGUCACCAUUCCUCCAUAAAACCUUGUGUAAGUCUUACAGACAGCUUCAUGAAACAACCUCCAGUACAAUGAGAGGUAUUGUGAUUAAUGUGGCAUUACCUAUGCGAUGCAGUAUAUAUAUGGUUUUUGUAAAUGCUACAUUUAAUUUUUUAGGGAAUACCAACGAUUAGGAAUAAUGGUGCUAAAUCAUGGUGGAUUCAUUUUUCGCAUGUAGACGGAUUAAGUAAAAAUCAAGUAAAAAUAAAAUCCAUGCCAUGCUAUGAUUUUUGUUUGGCUCUACUACUAAAUCUACCUUAUCUAAAUAGUUAUAACUAGAUCUAGAUUUAUAAGGAGCAAAGAUUUUUUUCUAAAAACACUGUUUCAGGAACUCAGACUUUAGUCAAGUUUUUCAUUAGUGUUAAAUGUUUUUAUUUGAUUACAGUCAUUGUAUAUGUGGAAAAUAUCUACAUCUCAUAAGAAAAGAGCCGGUUCAUUUAUAAGAUUAUUUUCAUAUAUCAUAUUGGCCAAUUAUAGAUAUGCAAUAAUCCUGUCUUUCCAUAGAAAUAUAUUUAAAAAAAUAAUUUUUGUGAUAUAUUUGUGAGGGUUUCUAUAUUAUUUUGGUAUUAUGCAAUGAUAUAUUCAGUUUUCUUAAUAUGUGGGUUUUGUUUGGUUAAAUCUUUAGUUUGUAAUAUUUUAUUUGGGAAUUUAUGUGUGGUUCUUGUUUUUGCAAAUCAUGACUUAUUCCCAUAUAUAAUGUAUUUGAUGUCUAAAUGAUUUUUUUGUAUGGCAUGAAUAAUAUAUAUAUAUUUUUUUGUUGCCCUUUAAAACCAGGUGGCUCAUGUCCAAAGCAUAUUGCCACAGGGGUGAUAAAAGCUCUUAUCUCAAAAUGAGACAAAUUUAAAGACCCUGACCGGUGUAAAAACAAUCAUAUAUCAAAAUAAAGGUAAUGAUUCAUACAAUACGAAUAUACCAAAAAUAUUACAUAUAUCUCCUUCCAAUAGUUAAAAAUAUUAAAUAAAAAUCAAAGAAACUGCUCCUCCAAAGUACGCUUCGAUUGAGCACCCCCACGUCGCCUGGAAAUGAUGACGUCACGUUGUGUCAGGAGGGUUGUGAUUCCAUAGGUUUGUGUACAAAAGCAUUGGGUAUUUUCUUCCAUUUCCAUGUUAUGAAUCCAUUUUUUUUUUUUUUUUCAGAUGAAAAUGGCACUCAAAAUUAUUCACUGUUCAAAUUGUUGUAAACCUACAACUAUUCACUACCUUUUUUGUGAUUUCUUUGUUUGGCUCUUAUUGGGCCUAAAUUGCUAUGUCAGGAAAAGUUGUUAUACAUAAUCUAAAUGCAGAUAGAAUUGAAAUCUGCGCCAAAUAAGCAGGAAAUAAAAUAUUGCAAAAACUAGUUCAAAACUGCAGAUUUCAUAAAUUCAAGCUUGUGGGUAAAAAUAUAUGUGAUAUCCCUCUGUGAUAGAAGUGAAGAGAAUGAAAUGCGUUAUCUGGAAAGCAAAAAAAUCACCCAGUUUUUCUGUGUACAAACCUAUGGAAUCACGACGCUUCUUACACAACGUGACGUCACGGUCUCGAGGCAGGUGAAAAGCACAAUAAAGCCUAUUUUCUAAGCGGGGUUCGAAACCCGAUAAUUGGAAUAUUCUUAAGCAAAAUACUCAGCUGGGAAGCGGUGAAAAUGCAUAAAGCAUAACUUGGUGUAUUUAGUAGCUUAUAAGCUUUCGAUUGGUAUAUAAUUUAUCAAUUUCAUUUUCGGGUCCGGUCUGGAUCUUUAAGAGUUAACAAUCAGGUGAUUUCCUCUGUAAAGAUAUGUGUGAACUCCCAGACAUUCAGUGAUAGAGCUUUGGGGGAAAUGGCAACAAAAUUAUGGAACUGCCUUCCAAAAAAUAUCAGAUCAAUUGAAUUCUUUGAUAGUUUGUAAUCUGUCUUAAAGGCUUACAUUCUUUCAAAGAAUUACAUAUUAGCUACUAGAAUUAAGAAGAGAGGCUAUGUAUUAUUUUGUGUUUCUAAGAAUGGAAUAGUGGUCUUUCCUUGCAACAGUCAUUUUUUUAACAAUUAUACUUUCUCUACAUUCGCCAUUUAAUAUGAAUUUGUAACCAAUUUAAAGAUGUAAGUUGGUAUAUUUUCAUUUUUUUAUUAUUCCUUUUGACUCCUGUAUUCAAUUCAAUUCAAUAUGUAUUUAUUCAAUUUAGCAGCCACAAAGGCUGAAUUGCCGUUGAAUUUACAAAUAAAAACAUAUAAAUUGCACAUAGACAUGAAUAAAAUCUCAAUUACAAUAAUCUUUAAAAACUGUAAAAUUCCCUUUGCCCAAAACUGUGUAAAAGCAUAAUCAAAAGCAAAUUAUUAUUGCCUAAUUUGGGAGUGAAAACUGCUCAGAUAUUUUUAAAAAGUUUAAAAUGUCCAUUCAGGAAUCACUGAUUUUCAUUUUGUAUUCAAAUUGUAUUCAACUUAAUAGUUGCCUGAAUUGCAAGCAUAUGUAAUUUGAAGAAAUCACAAUCUUUGACAUCUUCAAUUAUUUUAACUGUAGUGUACUGGUUGUACCCUUAGUUGGCGUAGAUAAUUUUUUAACAUAUUACCAAGAAAUAUUUUGUCUUAUAUGCAUGCCUGGCAUUUAGUACAUAACUACCUUACUUUUUGGUGCAAUAUAUAGUGACUAACUUCAUUCCUAUUUUUAGAUAUUUUUUUGUAUAUUUUGUGAGUUAAUGAGAUAAGCUAUUGACAAAUUUCUGAGUUCAUAUUGGAAAAUGGAAUGAUGGUCCAUUUAAAACAAUUUUUUUUAAUACUUAUUUUGAAGUUUCUUAAGAUGAUCCUCUAAUAUUUUUUCAAGACACUCUGGCCGUAUUCUGAACUUGGGUUUAAAUUUAAACUCUGCUUUAAAGUAGUUUAACUAUGGAGAGCAAAGAGUGGCAUAAAUCUGUUACAGUAGAAUUUCAAUGUAUCACCUCAUUUUUCUCUCAAAUCAUUCCUAACUGUUUCGGAACGAUAGAUAAUAUAGCUUUCUAUACCAUUCACGAGUUAGGAAAGAGCACAGUAAACGUAAGAAACAAACAAUUGUAAGGACGAUUUUGACACUUUUGGCUUUCCAUAAUUUUAGCACAGAGUUAGACCAUGGUCUAAGUUAAACCUGACAGAAUACGGGCCUCUAUAUUUAUACCUUGUAUACUUUUAUAAGCCAUCGUGCUUCUUCUCAUGCUGUUUUGUAUUUGUUUUAUUUGGUGGUGGUGCUAUGAAAUGACAAUGUUUAUUAUUAAAUAAGAAAGAGUGAGACUCAAGAAUAAAAAAGAUGAUUAACAUUUGAUAA
Molecule: messenger RNA, 6813 nt
Organism: Lytechinus pictus (painted urchin)
Lineage: Eukaryota; Metazoa; Echinodermata; Echinoidea; Temnopleuroida; Toxopneustidae
Exons: 12
Coding region: 472-2004 (510 amino acids)
Molecular function (GO): 2-oxoglutarate-dependent dioxygenase activity
Source: RefSeq, a predicted model, not a curated record